Messenger RNA from Aegilops tauschii subsp. strangulata, 1240 nucleotides. Its product is annotated as aquaporin NIP1-1. Gene Ontology annotation, molecular function: channel activity. Gene Ontology annotation, cellular component: membrane. The record is from RefSeq and is a predicted model, not a curated record. Gene Ontology annotation, biological process: transmembrane transport. Lineage: Eukaryota; Viridiplantae; Streptophyta; Magnoliopsida; Poales; Poaceae.
GUAACAUUACACCAACCAACUAACCAAAGCAGAGGUUGGCUCGGUCAAUCCAAACGGCAUGGAAAGUGAUAGAGGUGCCGAUAAAUAGGCGCCCGGGUCAUCAUCUCAUCCCAGCCCUUGCUUGCCCUGUGCACAUCUGUCACUACUCAUCACUUUCCUUACUUCUCUCGGGUCUACUCCUGUGUUUCCGCCGCACAUCUGGGCGCUCGAGGAGGGGGAAAUGGCAGGAGGAGGCGAUAACUCGCAGACGAAUGGAGGAUCUCAGGAGCCGCGCGCCAUGGAGGAAGGGAGGAAGGAGGACUAUGACCAGGGCUGCGGCCUCGCCAUCUCUCUCCCCUUCGUCCAGAAGAUCAUCGCCGAGAUUUUCGGGACCUACUUCCUGAUCUUCGCGGGGUGCGGCGCGGUGACCGUCAACAAGAGCAAGGGGCAGAUCACGUUCCCCGGCGUGGCCAUCGUGUGGGGCCUCACCGUGAUGGUGAUGGUGUACUCCGUCGGCCACAUCUCCGGCGCUCACUUCAACCCGGCCGUCACCUUCGCGUUCGCCACCGUGCGCCGCUUCCCGUGGAGGCAGGUGCCGGCGUACGUGCUGGCGCAGAUGCUCGGGGCCACGCUGGCCAGCGGCACGCUGAGGCUCAUGUUCGGCGGGCGCCAUGAGCACUUCCCCGGCACGCUCCCCACCGGGUCCGACGUCCAGUCGCUCGUCCUCGAGUUCAUCAUCACCUUCUACCUCAUGUUCGUCAUCUCCGGCGUGUCCACCGACAACAGAGCCAUCGGGGAGCUGGCAGGGCUGGCCGUGGGUGCAACCAUCCUGCUUAAUGUGCUGAUAGCUGGGCCGGUGUCGGGGGCGUCGAUGAACCCGGCGAGGACGGUGGGGCCGGCGUUGAUCGGGAGCGAGUACAGGUCGAUCUGGGUGUACGUGGUGGGGCCGGUGGCCGGAGCCGUGGCCGGGGCGUGGGCGUACAACCUCAUCCGCUUCACCAACAAGCCCCUGCGCGAGAUCACCAAGAGCACCUCCUUCCUCAGGAGCAUGAGCAGGAUGAACUCCGUCUCCGUCUGAUUCCUUAUCACUAGCAACGUUGUAUUACUACUACAAGGCUAUGUAAUUGUCGUCAUCGUGGCCAUAUAUCCAUGGCGUAUCGAGUGGGCUACACUCUACUCCUCUAGUGGUCUUGGCCUAACUGAACCUGCGAGAGUAUGUAUAUGUGGAAAAAGUUGUGUUUUGGAACCAUGUGAUGUGGAA